AGGAGCUGGAAGUCAAGCUGGAGACUGCUAAAUCUUCACGUCGUUUUUACUCUGCCCCGAGGCAAGGCCGUGUGCCCCGCGCGUGCGGGCAGGGGUUUUGCUCUUUGGGGCGCUCGCUUCCCCCGGGAGCGCGGCGGGGGGAGCCUUUCUGCAGGCAGCGAGGGGAGCCGGACGGGGCGUGCCGCGCUGAGCAAAGCAGUUUUCCCUUGCUUGGUUUCUGUCCGUGGACAAUGGAGACGAGGAGUGCUGAGCACCGAGCAAAGCCCCCUGUGUCUCAAGGCCAGCAGGGUGAGCUUCUGCCCUGGUGCUCUUCAGCUGGCGAGGAAGGUGAGGAAGGUGUGUAUUGCCUCUUCUGUCGGAGCAGCAGCGAGCGCAGUCCCGAGGAUGAGCCUAACUAUGCAUUGACAGAUGAUGACUCCUCGCCCUGCCUGGGUGGAUCUUUCCCCAGGAGAACCUGGAGGCACUGUCCAAGAUCCAUCAGCCUCACAGAGGAUCGUGCAGGGCACAGAGGGGAUGGUACAAGCAAGAAUAAAUUUUUCAGGAGUGGUGAAGUGUUGGCCUUCGAUGAACUUUCUCAGACAAAGCACAGGCAUGUGCUUGAGCAUGGUGAAGCAGAGCUGGCAUGGCUGCUCGAGCCACUCUGGGCAGACCUGGGGCAACACCACGACAUCCCAGACCGGGAGGAAGAUGAGGAUAAUGCCUUCUCUCCAUCUCCUGGGGAAAUGAAGACAUGGUCCGGCCAGCUGUGUUUCACAUUGCUAGAAGAUAAAAAAGAUGCAGAAACUGAAGCCAAGAAAGCUUGCGACUGGCUGCGAGCGGCGGGAUUCCCUCAGUAUGCCCAGCUUUACGAAGACUCGUCGUUCCCUCUUGACAUCAGCGCUGUGAAGAAGGACCACAGCUUCCUGGACCAGGACUCCCUCAAAUCCCUGUGCAGGAGGCUGAUGACCCUGAACACAUGUGCCUCCAUGAAGCUGGAAGUCCACUUUCAGCGUAAACAGAAUGAAGACUCUGAGGAGGAAGACCUGUGUGCCAUCAGUGACCGCUGGGCUUUCCAGAGGGACAGCAAGAGGUGGUCGCGGGUGGGGUCCGUGGACGUCCUUUCCCAGGGCUCCGAGGUCCUGAGCUCCACCACGCGGCCGGCGUCCAGCCGCGAGAGCGUCCUCACGGACCUCAGCACCAACCCGGAGGCCGUGUCCCUGCACAGCAGCGGCAGCACGGGCUGCACGCUGGGUGUCGGGGCUGCGCCGCCUGAGCCCCCGUCCCCCAUCUGCACCAUCGCCGCCUCCAGCCGCAGCUUGAGUGAGCGCUCCUUGCCGGAGCAGCCCUCGAGCCGUGGCGAGGGCUCCAAGGAGAAGCCGAAGAAACUACGAUCUCGCAGCUUCUUGAAGAGGAUCGAGUCCCUCCGAAGGAAGGACAGGGAGAAAGCCGGCCCAGAAGAGAAGGUGGCCCCACACGACAGCAUCCCGGCCACGCCGGGAUGGGACUCCCUGAAGUCUAACAGGGACGUUGCAGCCGCUAAGGCCAGCUCCCCUAAAAGAGGGAUAUCUGCCUCUUUUCAUGGAAAAAAACACUUCUUCUCGCUAUCGUACAGGACUAACCGCUUGCUAGGCUCAGGCGGGAGCAAGGUGAGCUCUGAUCCGAAACGCAGCAGAGUCUACCUGGAGGACUACGAAACGCCCGUGACAGCCAGCAGCAAGUGGGCUGCUGGAGACCGCCAGCACCGGCAGGCAUGCGAGGGGAAUUGCUUGGUCUACAUCCCCCUGGACCACAAGCCGGGCACCUUCCCCAAAUCCCUCUCCAUCGAGAGCUUGUGUCCCUUGGCCGGCAGCUCCCUGACACACUGGAAAUCGGGGAAUGCACCCGCCGGGCUGGUGGGAGGCGGCAGCAGCAGCAGCGUGGAGGGCUCGUCCUCCCCGCCAGGCUUCGCCUGCCGCCGGCGGCGGGGCUCCUGCAGCUCCCUGGGCAGCCGGGUCAGCAUCUACGACAACGUGCCGGAGUUCGGCAGCAGUGAGGAUUUCUGCAAGGAGGACGGGGAGGUGACCUACGAGAACCUCGAUGACAUACUGCAGCACAUGUGGGGGCUGCAGCAGAAAGUGGAGCUCUGGUAUAAAGCCAUCUCCCCCAACCUGGCUGGGGAGGAAGGGGGCGAGGAGGAGGAGGAGGAGGAGGAGGAGUCGGACUCAGGAGGGGAACCCUCCAACCUGCACUUCGAAGAGCGGUCCAUGUCGGAUGUCGGCACCUCUGCCAGUGACUUUGACAGCACGGGCAACUCCCUCAAUGAGGCCGAAGAGAUCGAGAUGCGGGAGCGCCGGGACUCGGGGGUGGGAGCAUCGCUUACCAGGCCCUGCAGAAAGCUGCGCUGGCACAGUUUCCAGAACUCGCACCGGCCCAGCCUGAACUCUGCCUCCCUGGAGAUCAACCGCCAGUCCUCCGCCCAGCUCAACCUGCUCCAGAAGUGCUCCCUGCUCCGUCUCACAGCCAUCAUGGAGAAGUACUCGGUGCCCCACAAGCAAGCCUGGACGUGGACUGUGCCCAAGUUCAUGAAGCGGAGUAAAGUCCCCGACUACAGGGACAAGAUGGUCUUCGGGGUGCCGCCCAUCAUCAACGUGCAGCGGACGGGGCAGCCCCUGCCCCAGAGCAUCCAGCAGGCCAUGCGCUACAUCCGCAGCCAGUGCCUGGACCAGGUUGGCAUUUUCCGAAAGUCAGGGGUGAAGUCCCGGAUUCAGGCGCUCCGGCACAUGAAUGAAACCAGCCCCGACAACGUCAACUAUGACGGGCAGUCGGCGUACGACGUGGCUGACCUGCUGAAGCAAUAUUUCCGUGACCUGCCGGAGCCCAUCUUCACCAGCAAGCUGACGGACACCUUCCUGCAGAUCUACCAGUUUGUGUCGAAGGAGCAGCAGCUGCAGGCGGUGCAGGCGGCUGUUAUCCUCAUGCCGGACGAGAACCGGGAGGUGCUGCAGACCCUGCUUUACUUCCUGAGCGACAUCGCCUCCGCAGAGGAGAACCAGAUGACCGCCGGGAACCUGGCCGUGUGCCUGGCCCCCUCCAUCUUCCACCUCAACGUGUCCAAGAAGGAAAGCACCUCGCCGAGGGUGAUCCAUAAGAGAGGCACCAUGGGGAAGCCUGACCAGAAGGACCUCAACGAGAACAUGGCUGCGACGCAGGGGCUCUCCCAUAUGAUCACCGACUGCAAGAAGCUCUUCCAGGUCUCCCAUGACAUCUUGCUGCAGCUGAGCAACUCGUAUAUGGCAGCAGAUGCUUACCCCCAUCGCCUGUCUGACUUCGUGUGUCAGGGGGAAAGCAAGGAUUUACACUCCUACUUUGAGCAGAGUGUCCAGAACCUGCUGAAAGAGUCGUUGGAGAAAUUCAAGGGGUGGCUGAACACCCCAGGGCCCCUGAACACGGAGCUCUCCUGCAAAAAGGUUGGGGACGGGCACCCUCUGCGCUUGUGGAAGGUCUCCACGGAGGUUGAGGCCCCUCCCACCACGGUGCUGCACCGGGUGCUUCGGGAGCGUCACCUCUGGGACGAGGACCUGCUGCAGAGCAAGGUGGUGGAGGCCCUGGACAAGAACAUGGAGGUCUACCACUACGUCACGGACAGCAUGGCCCCCCACCCGCGCAGGGACUGCGUGGUGCUCCGGCGCUGGUGCACGGACCUGCCGCGGGGAGCCUGCCUGCUAAUCUCCCUCUCAGUGGAGCACGACAAGCUGCCGGCGGAGGGAGGCGUCAAAGCCGUCGUGCUGACGUCCCAGUACCUCAUCGAGCCCAGCGCCGUGGGACGCUCCAAAGUGACCCACAUCUGCAGAGCUGACCUCAGGGGCCGGUCUCCUGAGUGGUACAACAAGGUCUUUGGCCACCUCUGCGCCAUGGAGCUGGCGAGGAUCCGAGACUCCUUCCCAGCCCUGAGUCCCACCAGCCCUGAGACGAAGAUAUGAGGUGCCAGGAAGAUGCUCUGCCCUGUCUGAUGUGGACUUGCUGGUGGAUCUAGGCUGGGCCUCCCGGAGGGGAGCAGGGUGCAGGCAGCUGGCCGCGGAGGGGGAGGCAGAGGCUGGCGUGUCACAGGCACAUAUUUAUAAGCAUCCUUUUACCCUGGGCUGGGCAUUCCCCAUCCCACCGUCCCUGCUGCUGCUUCAGCCGCCCCUUGCUCCAGCAGCGAAGCCGUGCAGCCCGUGUUCUCCACAGGAGGGACUGGAGCGCAGAGGGAAGAGAGGGUCUGUGGGGUGACCCCCCCCAGGAAGGCAGCCUGCGGGCAGGGCUGGGAAGGCGCUGGCCCGGGUUGAGCGGGGUCCCCCCACGCGAGUGGGGGCGAAGGUGCGGUGGAGCGAAGCGGGAGGGCGUGGAGGCGUGGGGGGAGCGAGCGGGGAGGACGGCGCCGCGUCUGUAAGUCGCAGCGCUGUGUCGGGAAGUGGAGGGUGGGCAGCGAGGGGGUGGGUGGUGUGUGGUGUCACCCAGCGGGGACAGCCAGGGGGAGUCACUGCGAGAACCUGUUUGGUAGUGGAAGAGGCUGCUGUUCUGGGAGGAGGGGGGCUACAUCUAGAUAGCUAGGUAUGCCUCCGGUGCCAGCCUUGUUGAGUGGCAGAAGGAACCUAUUGCCAUUACCUUUGGUGCUGAAUUUCAUAGGAGAAGAAGAAAAAGCCUUCUCGUCCUGUGCCUUGCUCUUACUUGGCUGAAAGCCCUCUCUGGUGCACUAGGUUUCAGUGGGGGCUGGACGGACGAUGUUCCAAGGCAAGCCUGACCCUUGAAACCAGCCUACCCAUCCUUUGGAGGGGGCAGGACACGUCUAGAGCCCCAGAGCAGCUGCCCAUGUCGUUGGCUACAAGCUGGGGAGGGGCAAUGCCCCACCGGGCCGGUUACCAGGAGGCACUGUGGGAGGGAGGGAGGGAGGGAGGGACAUGGCCAGUGCUGCAGCUCCCCAUUUCUUGCUGCUGUCGGGGUUCACGUUGCACUGCCCCGGAGAGGGGAGGAGGGCAGAACAGCCUUGCCAGCACCCGCUGCACCGCGGCAGAGCCCUGGGCUGAAAGCGUCGGCCAAGGCAGGCUUGGGCUCAUCCCAGCUCACAGUGCAGCAUCUGCUUCCUUUAAGAAAGCGAAGCAUGGCAGCCCAGGCUGGGCCAAGCACGUGCCAGCUGCUCGGGCCAGGCUCGGUCCCGUCCUGGCCUCUGCAGUGAGGUGGAGCUGUCCUGGAGUCACCCCAAGCGGGGGGGCCCAUGGCCCUCCUGCGUGCAGAGGUGCCUCCCCAACGCUGCUCCCUGCAGACGUCCACCCCCGUCCCACCCCUCCCUUCUGCUCUGCAGAGGAACCCUCUGCUGUAGCUAACAGCACGCAGGACCCGACCUGGUUUCUCCGUUCAGGCGGGGACCCAAGUUACCAGACAUCGUUCCAACUGGAAGGCAACGUGACCCACAUGCGGGAGCGAUUCCCGGUGUCAGUUUUGCUGUAACACAUUGUAUCUGUCUCUCUUUUGCUGAGAAAAAAAACCAAAAAGCAACCCAGCCUCUGUUCUGUGUUUUUAUAUAUAUAUUUUAUAUAUAUAUAAAAAUAUAACUAACAUUUGGGGAGUGUUUUUUUUUUUCUCCUAAUAUUUUUUUAAAAAAUUUCUCUUUUUCUGUUUAUAAAUACUUGUACAUUUGGAAUAUUAAUAUAUAACUCCGGCGGUAGAGCUCAGCGUCAGGUGAUGUUCACUUAAAAGAUGUGUAUUUUAUAUUUAAGGGACUUUUGUUUUUUAUCAUGUGCAACUGCAACAGAUUGUUUGACUUGGAUGGGGGCUGCUCUUCCCAUCCAUGUAAUUAAUAAAGUACUAACGAUA
Messenger RNA from Phalacrocorax carbo (great cormorant), 5808 nucleotides. NCBI's taxonomy places the organism in Eukaryota, Metazoa, Chordata, Aves, Suliformes, Phalacrocoracidae. The record is from RefSeq and is a predicted model, not a curated record.